AGGUCAGUGACAUGUGUCAGUGUUCUUCAUCAGCCCUGAGCCGGGACCAGAACCUCAAACCACCAACCCCACAACUUACUUCCCUCCACGAUCUGAUGGCCAGGGCAGAGCGAUUUAAUGAGGGCAAGGCUCUGCAGCUGCAAGCAGGGAAUAAGCACUGCCUGGUCGCCCGGUCAAUGUGUUACCUGAAACUCGGGGACACAGAAAAUUCCCUGAGAGAUGCAGAAGCCUCUCUUCAAAAUGACAAAACCUUCUCCAAGGGACUUUACCAAAAGGCCGAGACCCUGUACACCAUGGGUGACUUUGAAUUUGCACUAGUGUAUUAUCACCGAGGCCACAGACUACGUCCAGAGCUACAGAAGUUCAGGCUGGGAAUUCAGAAAGCUCAGGAAGCGAUUGACAACUCUGUCGGAAGUCCUUCCUCAGUUAAGCUGGAGAAUAAAGGGGACCUCUGCUUUUUAAGCAGGCAGGCAGAGAGCAAAAAAGUGAAGCAGAAACUUCAGGUCAAAGCCCCCAAAAAGGAUCAAAAGCAGCAGAGUAAAGUGGGGCCCAUCAGGAAUGAAAAGACCGAACGGCAACUUCUUGGAGAGCUUUAUGCUGACAAGGCCUACCUGGAGAAACUCCUCAAGGAUGCAGACUUGAUCAAAAGCAGCACAAAGCAUGGGAUGACAGUGGAGGACCUGAUCCUGGGCGGCAUUAACUACCUGGACACCCGCACCGAAUUCUGGCAGCAGCAGAAGCCCAUCUACGCCCGUGUGAGAGACCGCAAGCUCAUGCAGCAGAGAUGGCUCCCAGAGAGAAAGCGAAAGCCAUCGGAAGUUGCCAGAUACAUCCUGAAGAGCAUGGAAGAAAUUGAUAUGUUGUUGACCAGUAGCUGCCCUGAAGGAAGCUGUAAGAAAGCUGAGCAUGUGCUAAAAACAAUCCAAGGUUGGUCUGAGGAUGAAAUUCCCAACAAGAGCGAACUGAUUGGAAACCUCUACAGCUGCAUUGGGAAUGCUCAGAUAGAGAUGGGGCAAAUGGGAGCCGCACUGCAGAGUCACAAGAUGGAUCUGGAGAUCGCAAGGGAAAAUGAUCUGCCAGAUGCCAUCUCCAGAGCCCUUGACAACAUUGGCAGGGUUUAUGCCAGAAUUGGCAAAUUCCAGCAAGCUAUUGACACAUGGGAGGAGAAGAUCCCACUGGCAAAAACCAGCCUGGAGAAGACGUGGUUAUUCCAUGAAAUUGGCCGAUGUUACCUAGAGCUUGAUGAAGCAGCAGAGGCCCAGGAUUAUGGAGAAAAAUCCCUCCAGUCAGCAGAGGAGGAGGGUGAUGUUGAGUGGCAACUCAAUGCUAGUGUGCUGGUUGCACAAGCACAAGUGAAACUCCAGGACUUCCAAUCUGCAGUUAUGAACUUCGAACAAGCUCUUGAGAAGGCAAAACUCAUUCAUAACGAUGCAGCUCAGCAGGCCAUCAUCAUCGCCCUGGAUGAUGCGAACAAAGACUUCAUCCAAGAGUUGAGAGCAGAACAAAGGACAGAGAGACUCGAAUCUUUCAGAGAUUAUGAUUAUGACGAUGAAUACAAGGAAGGAGAGGAGGCCAAGGACCAAAAAGAAAGAGAAGAAAACAAACAAAAGGAGGUAGAAAAGGAGGAGAAUGAAAGAAAUGGAAGAGGAGAAGAAGCAGAAGAAAAAGAGGAGACAGAGGGAGAGAAAGGGGAAGAUUAUGCAGAGCCUCAUCAGGAUUUGCCUGAAUAAAGAGGCAGCAUUUCCCCAGGAAGCCACUCAUUAGGGUUAAAGUUCAUGAGGGUUGCUGGCUUUGCAAACUAGUGCAUUUUAGUUAGUGUGAAAUGGCCCCUAUUUUCCCUGGACAUGGAGUCAGCCCCUUCAGACUGGGGGGCUGCCCUUGCUGUCCCUUUUAAAUACUGGUUUUUUCAUGUUCCCAAGCUGUCCAUUCAAGGCUGUUUGGGUUCUUACAGUGGGAGGAGUUCAGGUACUUCCCUCCCCCUCCCAGCCUUUCAGCCUAGAGUUCAGAGCCAGGUCUGUGCUGAGAUGCUUUGCUCAUAUAGCUCGACCAGUACACUACAGAGGCAAAGUGCAAAACUCAGCAAUUUUGCCAAAGUAGCUUAUUCCAGCCCUUCUGAGCAAACUAAGCUAUACGGGCAAAAGUGCCUGCUUGCUGAUCUACCUGGGGCUUGCUGGCACAGCCAUGUCCAUCAGGGAUCCCGUUUCAUUACACCCCUGGCUGAUGGAGCGAUUCCAGGAGAAGUGGUGGGGUAGACCUGGCCCAGGACUCGGACACAGAGGCAGACAUUACAGAAGGCCCAAUACUGGACCUGCUAUGCAAGGGCAAAAGUCCCAUCCAUCCAGCGGGCGCGCCGCAUGCACUAGCACGGCAGCAUUGGGCUCUUGCAAGUAUCUUUGACCCACUGGGACAGCUGCACUCAUGGCAAAGUUGGGUAACAUGACAGCAGGAUCACGUGCAGCUGACUGGCGCAGAUACCCCAGGCCACAUCCAGCGCUGACUGAUUCCCACAGGCUGUGAGCAAGUGCUGGGGUGAGAGUGGCCUAAGUAAACUGGGGCUUUGGGUCACUGUGAAACCGCCAAGGAAAUGUUAUGUUUAGUGUAUGUGACUUGUAAAUAAAUGAUGCCAGCAGUGAUGGCCACAGCUUGCCUCCGUGAGAGCACAAACUACAGUGCCUAACAGCUCGUGCCUUCACUGCAGUGCGGGCGGGAGCUGCCCCUGCUGUGCCUUCUCUGUGGGAGCUGGGGGCAUAGUGAUCGCAGAGCCAGGCAUGGGGCUGCCCCUUUUAGGGCAGUGUGCCGGUGUGCGAUAGGACGAGCCAGGCGCUGCAGCCAGACCUCUGUUGUUCACCAUAGGAUCACGGUUGUGAAGCUAAAGUGUAGCUGUUCAGAUUGCAAACAAAACCCCCUGACAAGCAUCCACCCACUGUAAUUGAUGGCUGCCUGACUUUGCUGGGAGCCUGAAACAGCUCCAGGCGCUGCCCCAUUCAUCGGUGCGUAGAAGCUUUGCCCAUAGAGCGCUAUUGCCGCUACCGUGGCUGAU
Messenger RNA from Mauremys reevesii (Reeves's turtle), 3040 nucleotides. RefSeq names its product outer dynein arm docking complex subunit 4 (gene ODAD4). Bases 12 to 1730 code for a protein of 572 amino acids. The transcript is spliced from 12 exons. The record is from RefSeq and is a predicted model, not a curated record. Gene Ontology annotation, molecular function: protein binding. NCBI's taxonomy places the organism in Eukaryota, Metazoa, Chordata, Testudines, Geoemydidae. Gene Ontology annotation, cellular component: cytoplasm.